This is a messenger RNA of Pyricularia oryzae 70-15, 2697 nucleotides long. Its product is annotated as 24-dehydrocholesterol reductase. The transcript has a single exon. Lineage: Eukaryota; Fungi; Ascomycota; Sordariomycetes; Magnaporthales; Pyriculariaceae. The coding region runs from base 546 to 2303 and encodes 585 amino acids. Gene Ontology annotation, biological process: steroid metabolic process. Gene Ontology annotation, molecular function: Delta24(24-1) sterol reductase activity; FAD binding. The record is from RefSeq and is a predicted model, not a curated record. Gene Ontology annotation, cellular component: membrane; cytoplasm.
GCGGGAGUGGCGUGGUGAGUAGAAUCGGGAUUCAAACAACGAGUCGCCCUUUCCGAAUAACUUCAUUCCCACGCACUUUGGAUCGACUGUCAAGUGCGUUUGGUCGAUUAGGCUUACAAAAGGCCCGAAAAAAACUCUUUUUAAGCACGGCGAUCAGAAACCUUUACGAUCGUAUUGCUUAGAUUCUCUUCGCUCACACACAAUAAACAAAUGAGUAAUGGACCAUUCUUGGCUGCAGCAUUUGCCCGCUCGGCAUCACAUUUUCCAAAUCGACCAACCAACCAACCAACCCCGUAAAACCCAGCAUCAGGAACAAGAAUCCAAUCCCGCACUCCCGGAAAUGCCGGGAACUUUCAGCUUCAUUAUGCUGUUGGUUCCAAUUUCGAUUCAACGACGAGAACGGCUUUGUUAUCCUCUAGAAAACAUAUGUUCACUGCUUCUUCAACUUGGCUUACAGGGGUCUCUCAGUGUAAUUCAGGGUCUGGUCUCCACCCAAAAAGCCGCCCAUUGUUGAAAAAUUGCGGCCCGCUAAACCCCCCAAAGAGAUGGCGUCGAACGGCGACUCAAGCGCUGCACCGCCAGCACAAGAUUUUCCACCUCCCGAACAACCACAACAACAGUCAACACCUCAAUCACCACCAGCAGAGCCCCCGACCAUGGAGCGGCAUCGGCAGGCUGUGGCCAAGAUCGCCUCGUCGGUGGCGCGCUUCUUUGAGCGCAAGGAGCCCUACCGAAUCUUCCACGGCUCGACCAACACCACCCGUCCGCUGGAGCACAAGCGUCACGUCGACAUCUCGGCCCUAAACAAUGUCUUGUCCGUAGACGUCGCCAAGCGCCGCGCUCUCGUCGAGCCCAACGUCCCCAUGGACCGGCUCGUCGAGAGCACCCUCCGCCACGGCCUGGUUCCGCCCAUCGUCAUGGAGUUUCCCGGAAUCACGUGCGGAGGAGGCUUCGCGGGUACCGGAGGCGAAAGCUCUAGUUUCAGGCACGGCUACUUUGACGACACUGUCGAGAGUGUCGAGAUGGUCCUGGCCGAUGGAGAGGUCGUGCGCGCGUCCAGGAAUCCCGACGAGAAGCCGGAUCUGUUUCGCGCCGCCGCCGGCUCUGUCGGAACCCUGGGCAUCACCACGGCUCUCGAGCUGCGGCUGCUAAAGGCGAAAAAGUACGUGCGCACCACGUACCGCCGCACCCACAGCGUUGCCGAGGCCAUCCGCGCCGUCAAGGAGGAGAUGGCGAAGCCGGAAAAUGAUUACGUCGACGGCAUCCUCUUCAGCAAGGACCACGGCGUCAUCGUCACGGGGUCCAUGACGGACGAAAAGCCAACGGGCGAAAAGGUCCAGACCUUUAGCGGAGCCUGGGACCCGUGGUUCUACCUGCACGUUCAGGAUCGCACCAAGGCGCUGCCACCCGCGCCUGCCACCGCACCAACCCCGGCGCCCUCAUCUGUGGCUCCGCCUUCGCCAUCAGCCGUCACCGAGUACGUCCCGCUGGCCGAGUACCUCUUCCGGUACGACCGUGGAGGUUUCUGGGUUGGCCGGGCCGCUUUUGAGUAUUUUUUCAUGGUGCCCUUCACGCGCCUGACGCGCUGGUUCCUAGACGACUUUCUGCACACGCGCAUGAUGUACCGCGCCCUGCACGCCUCGGGCCAGUCGCAACGCUUCGUGGUCCAGGACUUGGCUCUGCCCUUUGAGACGGCCGAGCGCUUCGUCGACUACACGGCCGACAAAUUCAAGAUCUGGCCACUGUGGCUGUGCCCGCUGAAGCGCCGCGGCGGCCCUACCUUCCACCCCGUCACGACGCCGCCGUCCAAGAAGAACAGCGCCGUCGCGGCCGAAGCAGACCCCAUUGACGACGAGCAGAUGCUCAACAUUGGACUUUGGGGUCAAGGCCCGACCGACGCCGCGGCCUUUGUGGCGCUCAACCGUGACCUCGAGGCCAAGCUCGAGGAGCUCGGCGGGCAAAAGUGGCUGUACGCGCACACGUACUAUGCCGAGCCCGACUUUUGGCGCGCCUACGGCGGCAGGGAUUGGUACGACCAGCUGCGCAACAAGUACCGGGCCGCGGCGCUGCCAAGCGUCUACGACAAGGUCAAGGUCAAGGUGGCGACCGAGGACGACGGCGCCAAGCUCGGCUUGGUGCAGCGCGCCACGCGCAUAUGGCCGUUUGGUGGCUUCUAUGGCAUCUACAAGAGCAUCAAGAGCAGGGAUUUCUUGCUCCACCGCAAUGCGUUGUGGAAGUGGAAGGGGGAGGAGGAUACCCUCGGGGUGAAGAAGAUUGAGGCGGCUGAGGCGGAACGGUCAUGAUUUGGAAAAAGGAGGGGCCUUCCUUUCAGUCUUGUGCUGUACUUUAUUGUAUUAUUAGUUGACUGUACAUUGUGGUUUUAAAAGCAUGCAAAAGGCCAUUUGUUGAUGAGACGAUAGACUAGACUAGAUGAGAAGCCGCCUUGGUGCGUGCGUUGUUGGAUCUCGGGCUUUGUUUGGAGGACAUUGACCAACAGAGUCAUUUAGAGACUGUGGCAUGAAGAAUAAAGUGCGAUGGACAUCAUUUGGAGUUCGGUUAUUCCUCGCGGAUAUCAAAGAACCGACGAACAUCAUUAAUACUAGAACUAGUUCUAGUUCUAGGUCUAGACAUAAUUUGCCUGAAGACAGUCUUUACCUAUCUUGCCAAGUCUUGCCUACCCUGUACAAGCCAGACACC